CACCUUAAACUCACCUCUCAUCGAGAAUUUGAGAGAAUCAUUUGUUUGUAUCUGUCACUGUGAGGUUGUAAAUUUUCUCUCUCUAUUUCCGGCCGAAUGGAAAUCAUAUUCAAACAUCAAAAUGGCAAUGAUUGAAACAGCCAUUUUAUAAUUGCACUUUGGAAUUAAGAAGAGCCAUUCAUUCAAAAUUUUUCAGUAAAAUCUCCUCAAACCCUUAAACUCAAGUAUAAUGAGUUCUCUGCAAUGGAUACUUGUCUUCUCAAUCUGUGCUACUCUAUUAUUGACGACAAAAGCCGGCCCUGAAGCCGAUAAAAUCACCAGUUUGCCGGGUCAACCUCAAGUCACUUUUCAGCAAUAUUCAGGAUACAUAACCAUUGAUGAGCACCAAAAGAAAGCUCUUUUUUACUACUUCGUUGAAGCAGAAACAGACCCAGCUUCAAAGCCACUUGUACUUUGGUUAAAUGGAGGGCCUGGUUGUUCUUCCGUUGGAGCUGGAGCUUUCACGGAGCAUGGUCCUUUUAGGCCAAGUGGAGACGUAUUGCUCAAAAACGAAUAUAGCUGGAACAAAGGAGCAAAUAUGUUAUACCUGGAAUCACCUGCUGGGGUUGGCUUCUCCUAUUCAGCUAAUAAAUCUUUCUACUCAUAUGUCAACGAUGAGAUCACAGCGCGAGAUAAUCUUGCCUUCCUGGAAAGCUGGUUCAAGAAAUUUCCAGAAUACAGAAAUAGGGAUUUUUUCAUCACUGGGGAGAGUUAUGCCGGCCACUAUGUCCCACAAUUAGCACAACUGGUAAUUCAAUCCAACAUGAAGUACAAUUUCAAGGGAAUAGCAAUAGGAAAUCCUCUAUUGGAAUUUGAUACUGAUUUCAACUCACGGGCUGAGUACAUUUGGUCUCAUGGACUGAUAUCAGAUUCUACUUUUGAAAUGUUCACUUUAGUUUGUAACUAUUCUCAAAUUAGGAGAGAAAUUGAAAAUGGAACUCUUACCACGGUUUGUUCUGAAGUCAUAAGAGAAGUUUCAAGAGAAGUUAGCAGAUCUAUCAAUGCUUACGAUAUUCUUAUCGAUGUUUGUUUAUCAUCCAUUUCCUCACAGUCUCAGUUCCUGAAUAAACUGCAAGAACCAGCAAAAUUAGAUGUUUGUGUGGAAGAUGAAACAUAUAAAUACUUGAACCGAAAAGAUGUACAGAAGGCUCUCCAUGCUCAGCUUGUUGGAGUUACUGAAUGGACAUUUUGUAGCGAUUUAGUCAAAUAUGAUGCACGAAAUCUAGAGAUACCUACCAUUCAUAUUCUAGGAACACUUGCCAAGUCUGGCAUCAGGAUCUUGGUUUACAGUGGAGAUCAAGAUUCAGUUAUCCCAUUAAUUGGAACUCGGAAAUUAGUGAAUAAAUUGGCAAAGGAGUUGGGAAUGAAAACAACUGUGCCUUAUAGAGCCUGGUUUGAGGGAAGACAGGUUGCUGGAUGGACACAAGUUUAUGGCGAUAUCUUAACGAUUGCUACAAUUAGAGGAGCAUCUCAUGAAGCUCCAUUUUCACAGCCUGAGAGGUCACUUGUUCUGUUUAAUGGAUUUCUGGCAGGAAGGCCACUGCCAGAAGCAUAAUGGUCGAAUGACCAUAUUCAUGAACUAAUGUUAAUUUUAUAAUUAAUGCAAUUAAUUUUGUAAGAAAAACAUGUCAUUUUCAUUUUGUUACUUCCAAAAGCAAAAAUUGUGGCUGCUGGAAGAGGUGACUGUGCUCCUGACUUGCUGGUUGUUUUAGAUUUUGGUCUGUGGAAGUAACAGCUAUUGAUUGCUGGAAGUGUUACGCUGGCUGCUAGUCCCCAGCAAAUCAUGCACACUGUAAUUUGCUUUUUAUUACGAUUGUUAGUGCUAUUCUUAUUUAA
Messenger RNA from Mangifera indica (mango), 1875 nucleotides. Its product is annotated as serine carboxypeptidase-like 45. Gene Ontology annotation, biological process: proteolysis. Bases 230 to 1594 code for a protein of 454 amino acids. Lineage: Eukaryota; Viridiplantae; Streptophyta; Magnoliopsida; Sapindales; Anacardiaceae. The record is from RefSeq and is a predicted model, not a curated record. Gene Ontology annotation, cellular component: vacuole. The transcript is spliced from 10 exons. Gene Ontology annotation, molecular function: serine-type carboxypeptidase activity.